Messenger RNA from Dreissena polymorpha, 1322 nucleotides. RefSeq lists its product as uncharacterized. The record is from RefSeq and is a predicted model, not a curated record. The coding region runs from base 291 to 689 and encodes 132 amino acids. The transcript has 5 exons. Lineage: Eukaryota; Metazoa; Mollusca; Bivalvia; Myida; Dreissenidae.
UUUCACUUUUCAAUUGUUUGUGAAGGGUCGUUUAAACAGAACGGUUAUCGCAUACUGCCUACUACCCAUGAUAUUAUUUGGUGUAAACAAGGCGUUCUUAACUAAAUAGCGGAAGUAAAACUUGAAGCGCAGUUAAAUGUUAUCUGUUUCAUUAUGGGUCACAGUCGGAUGUUAAUCGAUUGUUGAAAAAAAUCAAAUAGGAUUUUCAAAAAAUGCAUAUACGUUAGUAUAUAAUAUUAACGCAGAUUGAGACAGAAACAUAAAUAUAGUGUGAACAAUUGAUGAGCUGAAUGGCGUUUUCAUCUCUGUCUUCAAAAGCUAUAGGAUCCGAAGUGGUUGAAUUCGAAGAAAUGGGAAAGUUGAUAACUGACAAGGAGAUCGACGACUUUUUUAAAGAAUGUGAUGUACACAUAGACAGAGAGGUACAAAGGUUUUACGAACAUCGCCGUCAGAUGUACCCUCCCAUAGGCGCUGUCAUGUUACACAGUUUUGAUAUCGUUUUCUUUCUGUGGUUUACCCUGAGCGUUGUCAUGGCCAUCCUGUUCAUAGUGAUAGCUGUCACGAUAGCCGUCAUGACGUUCUUCAUAUGCAUGGUCAUACUGAUUUGCAUCUUCUCGGCCCAAAACGAUGGCUCUUCCGUUGAUAGGAGAAUCGGAUACAGACAUGCUGUCGCAGUCAGAAGGCGUUAAGUCAAAUAAUCCAUAUAUUAAUAUGUUGGACACAUUGAUAUAACUUUACUGCAUUCGAAAUAGUUACUUCUCAAAAUCAAUGUUUCUUCUGAGCUGUAUAUGAUAUUAUUUUACAAGUUUCAUUAAUUUAUCCAAAACGAUAUGAGCCAGGUUGUGUGAAAAGGGGGUCUAAUGCAUGUGCGUAAUUUGUCGUCCAAGAUUUACCUGUACAGUCUGCACAGGCUAAUCGCGGACAACACUUUCCGCCGAAACUAGAUUUUUGCUAAGAAGAGACUUUAUUGAAACGAAAAAUAUCAUAAAAGCGGAGAGUGUCGCCCCUGAUUAGCCUGUGCCGUCUGCACAGGCUUAUCUGGGACCACACUUUACGCACAUGCAUUAAACCCCCUUUUCACAGAGCGCGGAUCAUAUCUAUUAAAGACGACGCACAGAUCUUAAUACACUGUCGUUUUGUUUAGUGAUAUUGAUGUCAAUGUAUGAAAUAAAGAUGUUUAAAUUAUAUGAUUCAUCGGUUUGAAUAAAGACCAAUUGUGCAAUUUAAUCAGUAGAAGUCUUAGUUAAUGGUCUACAGUGAAUUUAAUGCUUUUUAAUCUAUCUUUUGUUUGUGUGCAGAAACUAUUAAAAAUAAAAACAUUA